AAAAGGGGAGAAUUGGGCAAAAUAAUGGGAGAUGUAUCAGUCUGAAUGAAGCUGCUUUUUCUCCAAAAAUUAGGUAUCUUCACGUAAAAUGAGGAAUUCCAUACCAAAUGUGUUACAGGUGGAAAGACAUGACAUGAAUACCCUGAGUCUACCACUUAACAUCCGUCGUGGAGGUUCUGAUACCAACCUGAACUUUGAUGUACCAGAUGGGGUCCUAGAAUUUCACAAAGUCAAACUCAAUGCAGAUAGCUUGAAACAGAAAAUCCUCAAGGUUACAGAGCAAAUCAAGGUUGAACAAACAGCUCGAGAUGGAAACGUGGCUGAGUAUUUGAAACUGGUGAACAGCGCAGACAAGCAGCAGGCUGGGCGCAUUAAGCAAGUCUUUGAGAAAAAGAACCAGAAAUCUGCCCACUCCAUUGCCCAGCUGCAGAAGAAAUUGGAACAAUAUCACAAAAAGCUCAAGGAUAUUGAACAAAAUGGAUCUUCCAAAGCUACCAAGGAUACUUCCAAAGAUAACUUGAAAGACGUUCAACAUGGAAAGUCUCGUAGCACUGGGCACGGAGCAGAGAGCAGCAAGUCGGGUGUGCCGGGUGUAUCUCUGACACCCCCUGUCUUUGUUUUCAGCAAGUCCAGAGAGUUUGCCAACCUGAUCCGAAACAAAUUUGGUAGUGCAGACAACAUUGCUCAUCUCAAAAAUACCCUGGAUGAAUUUCGGCCAGAAACGAGUUCCAGAACCUAUGGGGGCAGCGCCACCAUUGUUGCCAAACCAAAAUAUGUUAGUGAUGAUGAAUGCUCAAGUGGGACCUCUGGAUCAGCAGACAGCAAUGGGAAUACUUCCUUUAGUCCUGCUGUGGCAAGCACCCUGGACAGCCAAGGAAAGCUUUCCAUGAUUUUGGAGGAACUAAGGGAAAUCAAGGAGACACAGUCCCAAUUAGCUGAUGAUAUUGAGAAUUUAAAAACCCAAUUUAAAAGAGACUAUGGCUUUAUUUCUCAGAUGCUACAAGAGGAAAGAUUUAGAUAUGAAAGAUUGGAAGACCAGUUAAAUGACCUCACUGACCUUCAUCAACAUGAGACAGCAAACUUGAAACAAGAGCUAGCCAGCAUAGAGGAGAAGGUGGCAUAUCAGGCCUAUGAGCGAUCACGAGAUGUUCAGGAAGCCUUGGAAUCAUGCCAGACCCGGGUUUCCAAACUGGAGCUCCAUCAGCAAGAACAGCAAGCACAGCAGUCUGAAACAGUUAAUGCCAAAGUGCUCCUGGGGAAGUGUAUAAAUGUUAUCCUGGCCUUCAUGACUGUCAUCUUAGUCUGUGUUUCUACUAUUGCAAAGUUCAUUGCUCCUAUGAUGAAGAGCCGCUUUCAUAUCAUCUGCACUUUUUUUGCAGUGACGCUGCUGGCAAUAUUUUGUAAAAACUGGGAUCAUAUCAUUUGUGCUAUAGAAAGAAUGAUUAUACCAAGAUGAAGCUAUUGGACUGGUUGGUCUUUUCUUUUUUCUUUUUUUUCCUUUCUUUUUCCCUUUUUUCUUCCCCUCCCUGUUUUUAAGCACUGUGUGUAUACAAAUUCUGGUGUAAAUAUAUAAAAGUAUACUUGUUGGCAGUCA
Agelaius phoeniceus (red-winged blackbird) is the source of this 1594-nucleotide messenger RNA. Lineage: Eukaryota; Metazoa; Chordata; Aves; Passeriformes; Icteridae. The record is from RefSeq and is a predicted model, not a curated record.